This is a messenger RNA of Dermochelys coriacea (leatherback sea turtle), 3292 nucleotides long. It is a transcript of the gene CNKSR3, whose product is annotated as CNKSR family member 3. Gene Ontology annotation, biological process: regulation of signal transduction. The transcript has 13 exons. Gene Ontology annotation, molecular function: protein binding. The record is from RefSeq and is a predicted model, not a curated record. Bases 361 to 1827 code for a protein of 488 amino acids. NCBI's taxonomy places the organism in Eukaryota, Metazoa, Chordata, Testudines, Dermochelyidae. Gene Ontology annotation, cellular component: membrane; cytoplasm.
GGGCGCCGGCGGGCGGAGCGGGAAGCAGACAGCGCCGGCCCGGCCCGGCCCUCCUCGGGAGUUUCGCUUCAGCCCCCGCUUGGGCUGGAAAGAGCUGCACACGCAACCCGAGCCGCUCCCGGCCCGCCUCCGCCUGCAAAGCCGGGAGAGCAGAAGGGGCGGAGCCGGGGGAAGCACGUGGAGGAGGAGCCCGCAGGAGGCGGGCGGAGCUGCUGGAGCGGGGACGGGCGCUUGAAAGGGGAAUCUGUGGCGGGAGGAGGGAGAGCGGGACAAGUGGCUGGGCUGAGCGUGCCCCGCUGGCGCAGGCUUCCCGGCAGGGACCUUCGUGGCGCGGCUCAGCCCGGCGGGAGAGCGCCCAGCAUGGAGCCCGUUACCAAGUGGAGCCCAAAGCAAGUCGUGGACUGGACCAAAGGCUUGGAUGAUUGCCUGCAGCAGUAUGUCCCCAAAUUUGAACGGGAGAAGAUAAAUGGUGAACAGCUGUUACAGAUUUCACAUCAAGAUCUUGAAGAGUUGGGUAUCUCACGAAUUGGACACCAGGAACUGGUUCUGGAGGCGGUGGAUCUUCUCUGUGCACUGAAUUAUGGCCUUGAAACAGACAAUAUGAAGAACUUGGUUCUCAAAUUGCGAGCUUCUUCCAACAACCUGCAGAAUUACAUCAGCAGCCGGAGGAAAAAUGCGAAUUAUGAUGGGAAAACCUCACACAAACCUCCCAAUGAAUUCCUCACCUCAGUAGUGGAGCUCAUUGGUGCUGCUAAGGCCUUGCUAGCAUGGUUGGACAGGGCCCCAUUUACAGGGAUUGCCGACUUCUCAGCGACAAAGAACAGAAUCAUUCAGCUCUGCUUGGAUCUCACUACCACGGUUCAGAAGGAUUGCACUGUGGCUGAAAUGGAAGAUAAAGUUCUACAUGUAUCCAAGAUUUUAAAUGGAAUUUGUGAUAAGAUGAUCAGAUCAACUACAGAUCCAUUGAUGAGCCAGAGUGCAUGUCUGGAGGAGGUUCAUUUAACCAACAUUAAGCCUGGGGAAGGCCUGGGAAUGUAUAUCAAAUCAACUUAUGAUGGAUUGCAUGUAAUUACUGGAACUACAGAAAAUUCCCCUGCUGAUCGAUCUCAAAAGAUUCAUGCUGGUGAUGAGGUGAUCCAGGUUAAUCGUCAGACUGUAGUGGGAUGGCAACUAAAAAACCUUGUGGGAAAGUUGCGAGAGAAUCCUGCUGGAGUUAAACUGCUACUUAAGAAACGUCCUACAGGCUCUUUUAAUUUUACUCCAGCCCCACUGAAAAACCUACGCUGGAAACCACCACUUGUACAGACCAGUCCUCCACCAACUACAACUCAGUCACCAGAAAGCACCAUGGAUACCUCGAUGAAGAAAGAGAAGCCAGCCAUCCUGGACCUCUAUAUACCUCCACCACCAGCUGUUCCAUAUUCUCCUCGAGAUGAGAAGGAGAGUCUCGUUUAUGGAGGAGGUAAUAAACCUAAGCAGCCAUUACCUGGCUCCAAGGGCGCAGAGUCUCCCAAUUCUUUCCUCGAUCAGGAAAGCCGAAGGCGAAGGUUUACUAUUGCUGAUUCUGAUCAGUUGCCUGGGUAUCCCAUAGAAGCAAAUAUACUGCCAACAAAGAUGAGGGAAAAAACACAGUCUUAUGGAAAACCUCGCCCUCUGUCAAUGCCUGCAGAUGGGAGCUGGCUGGGAGCUGCAGAGCCUUUCUUGAGGCCCCGAGCACCAGGGAGAAAAGGUGAAGAUGUCCUCUGCAGGUACUUCAGUAAUGAGAGGAUACCCCAAUCAUUGAAGAAAGUUCCUCCUCGCAGCAGCAUUUUGCAAGCCAGUGGCUGACAGCAGUUAGUGAGGGGCGCAGACUACAUAGAGCAGCAGGUGCUUUGUGAAUACAGAUCUUCAAACAGUGCAACUAUCCUUUCCAGGAGGAAGGAGCUAAAAAACUCUCUGUUACAUCACCCACAAAAUCUUCCUCCACAGAGCCUCACUACUGGUCAGUUGGAUAACAAGACUUAAACUGUUGACUCACUGAUUGUUUAAUGAAUGUGUUCGCAUCUUCUGUUACCAAGGCCUUUGUUUCUCAGUCAGACUUCUUGCUUUUCAGCUACAGUAUUACAUAGUGACUGGUGUUUGCUCUAUCCUGGAGAGUUGUACACACCUCCCCUUUUUGUGGGUGAUUUUUGAUGGCUCUAAUAUACUGGAACAGAGGGAUUGGAUAACGUGAGAUGGAAGUGGGAUAAAGGUCUAGUUUCUUUUUCCUGCCCCAAAGCUGAGGGAAUUCAUUCCUCUGGAAACAAGUAAGGCGCCCGUGAAUCAGAGGUCACAUCUGAUCUGAAAUCUGUAUGACCUGUGCAGAAGCAAUCGUUGCAUUACAAUGAGGUCCAGUGGCACUUCAUUUGCUAAAAUGCUCUGAUGCUGCGCAACCUACUGGGUUGCCAAAUACUAGGGCUCAGCGAAAAUCCGAGCUGUUCUCGGGACCAGAAAGGCAAGAGGGGAAACAUCCAUUUUGUAUAUAAUGUGGGGUUGUGGCAAGUACUGCUGCAGCUUUAACUUUGUAAGGACUAAAGGUAGCUUCUUCUCUGUGAUAACCAGAGAACUGUGUUAGGAAUAUAUUAAACCUGGUUUAUAAUCCAGUUAUUGAGAUCUCAGUACAGGCAAACUAGUUCUCUGACUUGCUGCAGUGCUCAUCCAUAAAGAUGUGGAUUGCUACAACAUGCCAAGGAAGUGCAUCUAUAGAGGUGGUAAAAGAAAUGAUUUUUUUCCUUCAUUGUUUAAGAAUGAUUUGCUGUUAACCAAAGUAUCCAUAUAAAACAAACCCUGCUGGUUUAUGGAACCUCUGUAGUGGUUCAGUUUUUGAACAGAUAGAUCUGUGUUUUCAGAAAGAAAAAUAUGCUGUGAUGCAUUACAGUAGUAAGACACUGGCUAUUUUUAAAUAGCUCCAGUUUUUCCACCUUUAAAAGUCUCGAGCGGCAGCUGGAUUUGGGGAGGGGGAAAAAGCUUGUAAAAUUAGGGUUAUUAAAAAAAAUCUUGUUUAAAACUGAAUGUACAAGAGGUUGUUAGUAUGCAAAAAAGUGGUUAAUUUAAGUGUUAAAUAUAGCUGUAUAUUUUUUUAUUCUUAACCAGAUGUAGUUGUACAUUCCUAUCUACAGCACUGUGCACUAAUUAACCAGUGCCAAAAACAAAUACUGUCAUGUUCUCCAUUAAAUCAACUGCCAAAUGCUGCAUUGGGUGAUCUUGCAGUAAUGACAGUCUCCUGUGUUCCAUCUACAUUAAAGAAAAGAAAAACAGUUUAACAGUUUUUAAA